Messenger RNA from Cantharellus anzutake, 939 nucleotides. RefSeq names its product kinase-like domain-containing protein. The coding region runs from base 1 to 939 and encodes 312 amino acids. Gene Ontology annotation, molecular function: protein kinase activity; ATP binding. Gene Ontology annotation, cellular component: chromosome passenger complex; spindle microtubule; spindle pole centrosome. The record is from RefSeq and is a predicted model, not a curated record. The transcript has 7 exons. NCBI's taxonomy places the organism in Eukaryota, Fungi, Basidiomycota, Agaricomycetes, Cantharellales, Hydnaceae. Gene Ontology annotation, biological process: mitotic spindle organization; regulation of cytokinesis; protein phosphorylation.
AUGUUCUCGUUUCUGACCUUGGAUUCGGUCACAUCCCUCGGCCCCAAAUCACCCUACGGCGCAAAGUCUACAUUCUUACAAGCUCCAAGGGCCCCUACAGCAUCGUACACCCCCAAUGCAUGGACAUUGGACUCGUUCGAAAUUGGCCGUCGCCUUGGGAGGGGCGGGUUUGGACGCGUCUACAUGGCUCGAACCAAGGAGGCUCCCAAGUUUAUUCUCGCCCUGAAAUGCCUGUACAAGGCUGAACUGAAAGAGGAACAUGCCAAGGAGCAAUUGUGUCGUGAGAUGGAAAUUCAGAAGGAACUGCGACAUCCGAACGUCUUACGCCUCUAUGGAUUUUUCCAUGACGAAAACCGGGUUUUUUUGAUGUUGGAACUCGCACCGAAGGGAGAUAUCUUCAAGCGCCUUACAACACUUGGACGUUUCUCAGAAGAGCAGGGAAGUCAAUACAUUUCUCAGGUGGUGGCUGCAUUGCAAUAUCUACAUAGCAAGCAUGUCAUCCACCGUGAUAUCAAGCCUGAAAAUCUUCUCCUUGGUCUUGAUGGAGAGGUGAAGAUAGCCGAUUUUGGAUGUAGUGUCCAGCAAACAGUAAUCGUAUUGACACGACCCACCAGCCGGAUGACAUUCUGCGGCACUCUCGGUUACAUGGCCCCUGAAAUGAUUGCAGGGGAACCCUGCACGGAGAAAGUGGAUCACUGGGCACUGGGUGUCCUUGCUUACGAGUUUCUUGUUGGCAAUGUACCCUUCGAAGCGAAUAGUUUCAUAGCAACAUGCCAACGGAUUGUGUCGGUGGACUUGGAACUUCCCAGUCACAUUUCCCCAGAAGCUUGUGACUUCAUCGAACUUCUGCUGCACAGAGAGCCUGAGAGGAGGCCUCUUCUUAGCGAUGCAGCGAGUCACCCUUGGAUAACAGGUGAUCGUUUUUCACCGGAACUUUAA